Messenger RNA from Panicum hallii, 1023 nucleotides. RefSeq names its product methyltransferase-like protein 5. Gene Ontology annotation, molecular function: nucleic acid binding; rRNA (adenine-N6-)-methyltransferase activity. Bases 144 to 779 code for a protein of 211 amino acids. The transcript is spliced from 9 exons. The record is from RefSeq and is a predicted model, not a curated record. Gene Ontology annotation, biological process: rRNA methylation. NCBI's taxonomy places the organism in Eukaryota, Viridiplantae, Streptophyta, Magnoliopsida, Poales, Poaceae.
GGAGUCAGGGGCGCCAGUGUCUCGCCGCCUCGCGUCGCCUCGCCGGCAGCAAGAGCUCCACCGCUUCCACUCCACGGCGUCCGUCGUGUGCUCCGCCCGCACCGGAACAACGGCAACGGCGACGGCGACGGGCGGGGGAGGAGAUGAAGCUGAAGCAGCUGGAGGGCCUCCUGGGUGGCCUGACCCAGUUCCCCGCUCCCAAGGUGGAGCUGGAGCAGUACCCGACGGGCCCUCACAUCGCGUCUCGGAUGCUCUACACGGCGGAGAAUAGUUUUGACGACAUAACUGGCAAAGUGGUAGCUGACUUUGGCUGUGGCUGUGGCACCCUGGCAGUGGCGAGUGCUCUACUGGAUGCGGAACAUGUUAUCGGUAUUGAUAUUGACCCACAAUCACUUGAACUUGCUCAAGAAAAUUCUGCUGAUCUGGAGCUGGAUAUCGACUUAAUUUGGUCUGACAUAAAGAGCUUAAAUUUGAAAGGCUUCCUUGUUGACACCGUUGUCAUGAAUCCACCUUUUGGGACACGAAAGAAAGGAGCAGACAUGGAGUUCCUUUCUAUGGGCUUGAAGGUUGCUUCGCAGGCUGUCUAUUCCCUACACAAGACUUCCACUAGAGAACAUAUCAAGAAGGCAGCCUUGCGUGAUUUCGGUGCUGUCAGUGCUGAGGUUCUAUGCGAGCUGCGCUACGAUCUACCCCAAUCUUACAAGUUCCACAAGAAAAGGGAGGUGGACAUUGCUGUCGAUUUGUGGCGCUUUGUUCCCAAAGCCCGACGCAGCAGCUAGCGCCCUGCGAGCAUCGUCGUGACAUGAACAAUGAAAAUGGAGAUACGGUUGUCUUGCGUGGCUCAUGUCUGGGCUUGAUAAAAAGAAUCAUCACACGCUGUGUAUCUAUUUUCUGUCUCAGGUUGCGCCAUGUCUUUGUGCCUCCUCAAUGGCAUGGAGCAUUUGGCUACAGAAUGUUGAGCUGGGGAACAUGGCGAACUUGAUGCAGUUUCCUUAUCAAUGUUCGCAAUGCCCGUGUUGGUUC